Adelges cooleyi (spruce gall adelgid) is the source of this 2104-nucleotide messenger RNA. RefSeq names its product zinc finger protein 271-like. The transcript has 2 exons. Gene Ontology annotation, biological process: regulation of transcription by RNA polymerase II. NCBI's taxonomy places the organism in Eukaryota, Metazoa, Arthropoda, Insecta, Hemiptera, Adelgidae. Gene Ontology annotation, molecular function: DNA-binding transcription factor activity, RNA polymerase II-specific; RNA polymerase II cis-regulatory region sequence-specific DNA binding. The record is from RefSeq and is a predicted model, not a curated record. Bases 340 to 1917 code for a protein of 525 amino acids.
UUGUGCAGUUUGCAGCCAUUCGGGUUGGUCGUUUACAUGUGUUGUUUCGUCGCAUCGCUUUUGUUGAUACAACAAUAUGUUAAACUUAUGUUCAGAAAUAACCAAUAUGUAUAAUAUGUCGUUGCAUUUUCUGGUAUGCUUCUAUCAAUAUCGAUCCGUACACCCUAUAUUAUUAAAAUCGCUUUAAAGAUUAAGUAACUUUUGAGCAAUAAUUGUAGCCGGAGGAACGUCAGAUUGGAAAUUAGCAAAAAAAUCUUCGAACAAACCAACACCGGUUGUCAGAUUCCAGUGCAGUACCUAGCCGAAAUUAACAUUACAACGAAUAUACAAAUAGAUCAAAUGGCACAAACUGUAACCAACCAAUAUUCAAAUAUUCUCCAGACGUUCCUAUGCGAUUUGUGUAACAAAUGUUUUUUUACGAAAAAGCAAAUUCUCCGUCAUAUGAUUACCAUCCACAAAACUGUAACGGCGAAUCGUUUACUCAGAAAACACAAGUGUGACGUUUGUUUAAAAUCGUUUACCACGAAAUAUAGGCUGGAAAGACACAAAAGCGUGCACACUAACGAAAAGCCUUACAAAUUUGCCAUUUGUUUAAAAUCAUUUAAGGCAAAAUCCAGUCUGGUAUCACACGUACGCCUGCAUACCGGAGAAAAGCCUUACACGUGUGUUGUGUGCCAGAAAUAUUUUUCGACAAAAUCCAUUUUGGUAAGCCACGAAAUUGUGCACACCGGCGAGAAGCCUUACACUUGUGACGUGUGUUUCAAGCGUUUUACUAAAAAAUCAAGCCUUACGGUACAUAAACGUAUUCAUACCGGCGAUAAGCCCUACAAAUGUGUUUUGUGCUUAAAGCGUUUUACCAAAAAAUCAUACCUCGCAAUACACGAACGAGUGCAUACUGGAGAAAAACCUAAUACGUGUGUUGUGUGCCAGAAAUCUUAUUCUACAAAAUUCCAUCUGGUAACGCACAAACGCAUGCAUAUUGAUGAAAAGCCUUACAAGUGUGACGUUUGCUUUAAAUCUUAUAUCGCGAAAGCCAGUCUGGUAGAGCACAUACGCAAUCAUACUGGCGAAAAACCCUACAAAUGUGUUUUGUGCCUGAAAUCGUUUUCGGUAAAAAGCACACUGGUAACACACGAACGCAUACACACCGGCGAGAAGCCAUACAAAUGUGAAGUGUGCCUAAAGUAUUUUACAUUAAGUUAUCACCUUAUCAAACACAAACGCAUCCACACCGGAGAGAAGCCAUACGAGUGCAACACGUGCUUGAAAUCGUUUGCCCAAAGAGUCUACCUGGUUAAACACAAACGUGUCCAUUCUGGACAAAAGCCAUACAACUGUGUUUUGUGCUUAAAGCAAUUUACUCAAAUAUCAAGCCCCACAAUACACAAACGAGUGCAUACCGGAGAAAAGCCUUACACUUGUGUUGUGUGUCUGAAAUCGUUUUCGACAAAAUCCUCUUUGGUAAGACACGAAAGUGUGCAUACCGGCGAGAAGCCUUACACUUUUGACGUGUGUUUCAAACGUUUUACUAAAAAAUACAACCUUACGGUACAUAAACGUGUUCAUACCGGAGAAAUGCUUUACAAAUGUGACGUGUGUUUCAAGUGUUUUACUAAAAAACCAUACCUCACAAUACACAAACGGGUCCAUACCGGAGAAAAGCCUUACAAGUGUGACGAUUGCCCGAAAUCUUUUUCUAUAAAAUCUCAUCUGGUAACACACGAACGCACCCAUGCCACAGAAAAGUCAUACAAGUGUGUUAUGUGCCUAAAGCCUAUUGCGGUGAAAUCCUACCUCGCAAAAAACCAAAAACAUGUCCAUUCUGGUGGAUUGCCUUGCGAAUGCGAAGUGUGUUUCAAGUGUUUUGCCAAAAUAUACAACCCGGUUCGCCAAAACAGUGUCCAUGUCGGAGAAUAGUCAGAUCUCUCUCAGUCAUCAGUUUAUACCUAUAUUUUAAAAUUAAGAUUUUUUUGUUUAUGUGUUAUUAUAGUACUUUAUAGUCAGUACUUUAUACUGUUGUAAAAAAAACAUCUUUUAGACAUUAAAUAUUUUGUGUUGUAAAUAUUUCUAAAUGUCUAAACUUUGUUUGUGUAAUAAAUUAUAU